AGGACACCAGAUGGCGCUGUCGACUCAUCUUCGUUUUGUCAGACAUGGAAGCGAAAUGCAAUUGACCUACAAGGAUAAUUACCUCCUCCGUGCUGCUGCUGCAGCUCCUCCUCCUCCUGGUUCUCUCUUCCGUCUGAAAGCUGCAGGGCAGGCAUUGCAAUGAGAGCUGCACAGACGGCAAUGAGGGUGUUUGUGAGUAGACGGCUCCCACCAGAGGGGCAGAUACUCUUAUCCCAAGCUGAAAACUUGUCUGUCCAGCAGUGGGAUUCGGAUGACCCGAUACCUAGAGCGGAGCUGCUGAAAGGGGUGACUGGAGUACAUGGUUUGUUUUGUCUCUUAUCAGAGAAGAUAGACCAAGAGCUCCUGGACACAGCUGGGCCAAACCUCAAGGUUAUUAGUACAUUCUCAGUAGGUUUUGACCACCUAGCAAUUGAUGAAAUAAAAAAGCGUAAAAUCAGGGUAGGCUACACCCCGGAUGUUCUAACAGAUGCAACAGCAGAACUGAGCGUAGCACUACUGUUAGCUACCAGCCGCCGCCUCCCGGAAGCUGUACAAGAAGUUAAAAGUGGAGGAUGGAAGGCCUGGUCACCAGUGUGGAUGUGUGGUUAUGGACUAUCAAACAGCACCGUAGGAAUUAUUGGUUUAGGCAGAAUAGGACUGGCUAUUGCCCAACGCCUUAAACCUUUUGGUGUGACAAAGUUCUUGUAUACAGGACGUCAGCCCAGACCUGAGUGUGCUGCAGUGGUUAAUGCUGAAUAUGUGUCGUGCGAAAAACUUACAGAGGAGUCAGAUUUUGUUAUUGUAUCUUGCUCUCUAACACCUGAGACUGAAGGGCUUUGCAACAAGGCUUUCUUUAGCAGAAUGAAGAAAACCUCAGUUUUCAUUAACAUAAGUCGGGGCUCUGCAGUGAACCAGGAAGACCUGUACCAGGCUCUGGUCAGUGGGCAAAUUGCAGCUGCUGGUUUAGAUGUAACUACUCCUGAACCACUUCCAACAAGUCACCCACUGCUCAGCCUGAAGAAUUGUGUUAUCUUACCACAUAUUGGAAGUGCCACCUACAGCACAAGAAACGCCAUGUCUGUGCUUGCAGUAAAUAACCUACUGAAAGGCCUAGUCGGGGAUGAGAUGCCGCGUGAACUUAAACUCUAAAGACAUAACCUUGAAUCCAAGAAUAUGCGUGCACUGUAAACACAGAAGGAUUUUUAGUUCUAUUUAAAUGUGCAGUAAACUUUUUUUUUUUUCUUCACAUUUCAAGGAAUAUGUCUAUAGAGUACUUUUAAUAAAAUAUGGGGAACAACCUG
This is a messenger RNA of Pseudophryne corroboree (corroboree frog), 1301 nucleotides long. It is a transcript of the gene GRHPR, whose product is annotated as glyoxylate and hydroxypyruvate reductase. The transcript has 9 exons. Lineage: Eukaryota; Metazoa; Chordata; Amphibia; Anura; Myobatrachidae. Gene Ontology annotation, molecular function: glyoxylate reductase (NADPH) activity; hydroxypyruvate reductase [NAD(P)H] activity; NAD binding. Gene Ontology annotation, cellular component: cytosol. The coding region runs from base 160 to 1149 and encodes 329 amino acids. The record is from RefSeq and is a predicted model, not a curated record.